This is a messenger RNA of Bursaphelenchus okinawaensis, 666 nucleotides long. NCBI's taxonomy places the organism in Eukaryota, Metazoa, Nematoda, Chromadorea, Rhabditida, Aphelenchoididae. The record is from the annotation of a GenBank genome assembly.
AUGCAAUUCUUCGUCAAUUUGAGUAGGUUUUCUAACAAUACUUUUAAAAAAUCUAAUUUUUCUCUCUUCUCGCGUGUUUUGGUGUCAUGGUGAAUAUAAGUUGAUCUUUUAGGUUGUUUUUGGAUGUUUAUUGCUUGAAAUUUGUUGUAAAUAGAUAGUUUAAUAUCUUUACUUUCUUUUGAUAGCAAGAUUGGUCAGUAAAGAGCAAAAAUUAUAGAGAAUGGACAAAAAGCAUUGUUGGACUACAAGAUCAAGGAGGGUAACAUCAUGGAUAUGACCCAUACGUUCGUUCCACCUGAAGGACGUGGUCAAGGGCUGGCUGAGGAGUUGGUCAGGGUGUGUUUCAACUUUUUAAAACUUAAAAUAUUUAAAUUUAUGAAAAUUGGUUAGAGUAUGAUUAAAAUAUUGAACCAACGGCAUAGAUAACAUUGCUUUUUGAUCAUUUUUUCAAAAUUUGGGAUAGUUAUUGUUUAAGCUGUGAAAAGUUAGUUUCUACAUAGUUUAGGUAAUAAAAAUUUCAUAUUUCAGGAAGGUUUCACCUUUGCCAAAGCAAACAAAUUCCAAAUUUACCCGACCUGUUCGUAUGUAGCUCGUUAUGCCAAAGAAAUCGCGACACCAGAAGAGCAGACGUUAGUGUCAAAGAUGUGGAACCAUUCAAGACUUUAA